Messenger RNA from Entelurus aequoreus (snake pipefish), 4104 nucleotides. RefSeq names its product SUMO-specific isopeptidase USPL1-like. Gene Ontology annotation, cellular component: Cajal body. The transcript has 12 exons. Gene Ontology annotation, biological process: Cajal body organization; protein desumoylation. Gene Ontology annotation, molecular function: SUMO binding. Lineage: Eukaryota; Metazoa; Chordata; Actinopteri; Syngnathiformes; Syngnathidae. The record is from RefSeq and is a predicted model, not a curated record. Bases 272 to 4003 code for a protein of 1243 amino acids.
CAUUGUGCAGGGGGAGGACUUUUGAAGCUGCACACUUGCCGGCGGAAGGACGACGUUUUCCAGACGGAUCGUCCCGGCUUGAGUGGGAGUAUUUAGUCCUUCUCAGGCGGGAUAGCGAGUUAUUUUUUAACAGCUUUACGCGAAUGAAUGUGGUGGAUUCAUCCCACGAAGGCAACUUUAAUUGACGGCCGACUCUGCGUCUGACUGGCUCGGAGGCUGCGCGCCUCUCCACAGUUGGAGACACCCUACCCCGGAGGAGUGCCGGGUUGCCAUGGUGAUAUUGGUCGAGAUGCAGCGGCUGGACCUCGGGACAAGCGGCGGGAUUCCAAUGACGGGUGACUCGGCGGACACCGGUUUGGGGGCUCGGGCCUCGCCUCUGGUGGGGUAUUUGGGAAAAGUUCAAGAGAGAGCGGCGUCUCUCGACACGUGUCCAUGGUGCGCCGCCAGAGGCCUGAGCUCCCCUCUGCGCUCGUACCGCGUCAACCUGCACGAGUCCAUCACGCUGUGCACCGACCCUCAGUGCCUCUUCCCUCUGGUCAGUCGCCCCCUAGAGGACAUUUUGGCCAGCUUGGUUCCAGCAGCUCAAAGCAGAAAGAGGGCGGCCACGGCCCUCGAAGAAGAAGAAAGGGAGGAAGAGGUCAAAGCCAAGCAUCUGCGCUCUAUUGACCCGCCUCCCGUGGCAGACGUCAACAAUACAGAGAGCGGCGCUCUCAAUGGCCGCCAUGAGGCUCAAAGCGAGGCGGAGACUCAACCCUGCUCGGAUUCCCCAUUGGGGCUAGAACCUGUAGAAGACGGUGCUGUUCUAGAGAGUUCUGAUUCUACAAGUGGGUCCAUGCAGGCUCCGUCGGGGGAAGAAGCGGCCUCUCUUCAGCAGGGCGCCAGGUCCGAAGGCGAGGCGGCGGACCUUGUUUCCGUCCCCGAGGAUCUCUUCUGGAGGAACGCUCACAACUUGUGCUGGCUGGACGUCCUGCUGGUGGUUCUGGUCCACUGCCGCGGCCUGAGGAGGUGGAAAGUCCCGCAGGAGCCACAGCGGGCGGCCGUCUGGCGCCUGCUCGGCCGCUACGACGACGCCUGCGCCGCUCUCCGUGCUCGCCAGCAGACAGGAAGUGAUGGCAGCGCGAUGGCGCCGCGUGACGCCCUACAACACGCCGACGAGCACCUGCGGCGCCUGAGAGCCUCCAUUUUUGAUUCCCUGCAGUCUAAGUUGCACUGCAGACUUGGUGAGGGAGUGGACUCUCAUGGUCAGAUGGAGAGUCCCGUCUUCGCCCUGCCGCUGUUGCUGGCCAGCGACUCGUGGGCGGAGCCUCUUUUCCAGACCACCUUCCACUGGGAGUUGCAGUGUGCCCAAUGCCAGACCGUCACAAGACAAAAAGUCACUAAGACGCUCGCCACCUUCACCAACAUCCUGCCCGACUGGCACCCGCUCCACGCCAGGCACUUGGCGCCGUGCAACGUGUGCCAGGCCAAGAACCAGAGGCGGAGCAUGAGGCUGGAGAGUUUGUCUGCGGUGUUGGCGCUGCACUUUGUGGAGGGUCUGGCCCACGGUGAUGUCACCCAACUGGCCUUCACCUUCAAGGGGCGGAGCCACGCGGUCACGGCGGUGGUGCAGUACGACCAGCACGCCAAGCACUUUGUCACGUGGACGCGCAGGCCUGACGGGUCCUGGCUGGAGUCGGACGACCUGAAGCAUCCGCACUGCGGCGUCCACCCGACACUCCGUGUUCCCGCUCAGGAGAUCCACAUGGUCUUCUGGGAGGCGGCGGCGGACCACCCGGAGCCCGCCGCGUGUUCCCCGUCCAGCACGUCGCUGCUGUCCCCGCCGCCCGACGAGGUGUUGGACGUGGUGGACCUUUCCAUGGACUCCACCACGCUGCUGGACACCUUUGAGGGUCUGUUGGAGGAUGAGAUCACGCUCACGCUGACGGAGGUCAACGAGGAUCCAGAGACCGACCUUCCAGCUGUGGACCCGGCGCCAGAUAGCUCCGCCCUCCUAUCGGAGGAAGCGGCGCCUCAGACCGCGGCCGCCGCUCAACCUUCUCCCGAGAAAGCGCCGAAAAGAAGCCGGAGACUCUACAAACAGGAAGUUCCCGUUUCCCCGCCCUCACAGGAAGUAAACGCUGCCCCUGCACCAGAGCAGAGGGCGUCGCCUGUCUCGUCCAGCGACAGCAGGCCGCCAUCUUGGCAGCAGGAUUCUCGCUCGUCGCUGCUGUCCCCGCCGCCCGACGAUGUUUCGGACGUGGUGGACCUGGCCUUGGGCUCCACCACGCUGCUGGACACCUUUGAGGGUCUGUUGGAGGAUGAGAUCACGCUCACGCUGACUGAGGUCAACGAGGAGCCGGAGACCGAUCUUCCAGCUGUGGACCCGGCGCCAGAUAGCUCCGCCCUCCUAUCGGAGGAAGCGGCGCCUCAGACCGCGGCCGCCGCUCAACCUUCUCCCGAGAAAGCGCCGAAAAGAAGCCGGAGACUCUACAAACAGGAAGUUCCCGUUUCCCCGCCCUCACAGGAAGUAAACGCCGCCCCUGCACCAGAGCAGAGGGCGUCGCCUGUCUCGUCCAGCGACAGCAGGCCGCCAUCUUGGCAGCAGGAUCCUCGCUCGUCGCUGCUGUCCCCGCCGCCCGACGAUGUGGUGGAGCUGGCCUUGGGCUCCACCACGCUGCUGGACACCUUUGAGGGUCUAUUGGAGGAUGAGAUCACGCUCACGCUGACGGAGGUCGAGCCGGAGACCGAUCUUCCAGCUGCGGACCCGGCGCCAGAUAGCUCCGCCCUCUUAUCGGAGGAAGCGGCGCCUCAGAGCGCGGCCGAUACCGCUCAACCUUCUCCCGAGAAAGCGCCGAAAAGAAGCCGGAGACUCUUCAAACAGGAAGUUCCUGUUUCCCCGCCGGCGGCGUUUACUUCAAACGCCGCCCCUGCACCGGAGCAGAGGGCGUCGCCUGUCUCGUCCAGCGACAGCAGGCCGCCAUCUUGGCAGCAGGAUCCUCGCUGCUCCUACCUGCUCAGCAAACACUUCAACCCGACCACUCGCCUCCAACAUGGACCUCAGGCUCCGCCCCUCGUCCAGAAAGCGCCGCUGUGCACCCAAGACAGCGGCGACCUCCUGUUGAAGGCCGCCGAGAGGUUCUGUGCGUUCGGCCAGCGCGCUCAAGCUCCGCCCCUCCCGCCUGCGCCGAGCCUUCACGAAGACCAGCGGAAGUUUCCCGUGGACACGGCGACGCUGCGCUACCAACUCUGCAAGAAGCUGAAGGCCAAGAAGAAGAAGCUGGCCAAGCUCAACCGGGCGCUGUGUCGCCAGGGCGCCGCCCGGCCCCAGCCCGACAGCACCCGCCUCGGCUCGCCCGGCGCCGGCGCCGUCACCUCCAGCACCUACGACCACGCCACCCACGACACCUUCCUCUCGCCGCACAACCUGUCGCCCGACAGCUCGGGCUUCCCCCACACGCUCGCCGGCCAGCAAGACGGCGGCGGGGAGCUCGCAGACGUGACUCCUCACCAAGAAAACUUCCUGGACGAGUUCCUGGCGAUGUCCGCUCAACCGAUGCCCCUGGAGGCGGAGGCGGAGGUGCUGCGCGACCUGGAGCUCUUCUGUGGACAAGGUCUGGUGGAUUGGUGUAGAACCAACAACCUGGUCCUGAACGUGGACAAGACCAAGGAGAUCAUGGUCGACUUCAGGAAGCACCAGUCCAGCCACACCCCGCUCUUCAUCACCGGCACAGCAGUGGAGACGCAGUGCCACGUUCUACAGAGGCACUAUAUAGUCUGGACUGGAACCUGCAAGGCCUCAGACUGGAAGUCUCUCCAGAGAGUGGCGAGGACGGCGGAAAAGAUCACCAGGACUCCUCUUCCUCCUAUCCAGGAGAUGGCAAAAAGCUGCUGCCUGACCAGAGCUCAGAAAAUCUGCAGAGACGCCUCCCUCACCCACCAAGGACUGUUUUCACUGCUGGACUCUAGAAGGAGGUUCUGUAACAGCUUCUUCCCUCAGGCCGUAAGACUCUUGAACGCAUCAUAAUAAUCUCCUCAACUCCCCCCAAAAUGGAUUAAGUGUCUGGAAUAUAAAGACUAUAUAACAUACAUCCGUAAACAUGGAUGCAUAUGCAAUUUAAUUUAAUA